This is a messenger RNA of Diaporthe batatas, 4262 nucleotides long. RefSeq lists its product as uncharacterized. Gene Ontology annotation, biological process: proton export across plasma membrane; regulation of membrane potential; intracellular potassium ion homeostasis. The record is from RefSeq and is a predicted model, not a curated record. Gene Ontology annotation, cellular component: plasma membrane. Gene Ontology annotation, molecular function: sodium:proton antiporter activity. Lineage: Eukaryota; Fungi; Ascomycota; Sordariomycetes; Diaporthales; Diaporthaceae. The coding region runs from base 672 to 3860 and encodes 1062 amino acids. The transcript has a single exon.
UUUGACUUGGCAUCUCGGUUUAUCCGUAUAUAGGAAAGGGUACGUCUCCUCUGCCAUCCGAACCAAGCCUCCCAGGGUUUCUUUUCCCAGUUCUCGGCGAGAAGAACCCCAAAACAGCUUGGUCGCAAAACAUUGUUCCAACCCGACCGAAACAUUUUACCGGGCCAUUGACUACCUGGCAGCCUGGGUGGACGUCACAGCGCAGCAGCGUAUCAUUCUUGCGGCUGCUGCUUGCUGCUGUUGCUCUGCCAAUCCUGUGCCGAGCCGAGUCGGAACAGUCAACGGACUGGCUGCUCGACCAGACUCAACCACGAUCCUGAACUUUCGAUGACGCCGCAGUAGCAUUUUGCGACCGCCCCACAGCUGUCUUCCGUGACAAUAAGCGAGUGACUUGGCUCGCGUGUUCCACCUCGCCUCACAAAAUCCCCAAAAACCCUCCCGCUGGGCCUUUCGUUUGCGACUUUCAUGUAUCAGCAGGCUUUCGAAUCUGGGCCACGAUCGACCGACUGGGGAGUCGCAAGCCCACUGCAAGGCUCUCUCUGGCUGGCGCACAUCCACGACGACAGCCUCUAGCCUCUCAUUCUUCAAAGGGAACCGAGUUCUGAGCCCAAUUCAGUCCACUGGACAUCCACAGACCCUCUCCCCCAGGUGUCCCUUCUUAAGCCGUCAGCAUGGCUUGGGACCACCUGUCCAUCACCAAGCCACACUUGGUGUAUAUCAUCCUGGGUGGCUUCACCAGCUUGUUCAUGCUGUGUUCUUCAGUCAUCAAGGAGCGCGCAUACAUCGGCGAGGCUACAGUCGCCACCCUCUGCGGGAUCAUAUUCGGCCCUCAUGCUGCCGACCUCAUCAACCCCCAGUCAUGGGGCAGCACCGACAUCGUGACCAUCGAGUUCUCCCGGAUCGUUCUGGUCGUGCAGUGUUUCGCCGUCGGCGUCGAGUUGCCCAAGUUCUACAUGGAGAGGCACUGGAAAUCCGUCGUCUUCCUCCUCAUCCCGGUCAUGACCUUUGGGUGGCUCAUCACCAGCCUGUUCGUCUGGUGGAUGGUCCCAACGCUGAACUGGCUCGAGAGCCUGGUCGUCGCAGCCUGCGUCACCGCUACCGACCCCGUCCUUGCGUCCUCGGUUGUCGGUAAGGGAAAGUUCGCCAAGCGUGUGCCCAAGCAUUUGCGAGACCUCCUGUCCGCCGAGUCCGGCUGCAACGACGGCAUGGCCUUCCCCUUCGUCUACCUCGCCAUCUACCUGAUCCAGGACGAGCUCAACGCCAAAGACGUCACCUUCCACUGGAUCGUCUACACUAUUCUCUACGAGUGUGUCUUUGGCGCCGUGUACGGUUUCCUCAUCGGCUACUUUGCUCGCCAUGGUAUCAAGUACGCUGAGAAGCACGAUCUGAUCGACAGAGAGAGUUUCCUCGUGUUCUACUUUGUGCUAGCCCUGUGGUGCGCCGGAUCUGGUAGUAUCCUGGGUGUUGAUGACCUCCUGGUCGGCUUUGCCUGCGGCGUGGGCUUCUCCAACGACGGUUGGUUUACGGACAAGACCGAGGAGUCCCACGUAUCCAACGUUAUCGACUUGCUCAUCAACCUGGCAUACUUCGUAUACUUUGGCACCAUCAUCCCCUGGGAGCAAUACAACAGCGCGGAGCUGGGCUUGACCCCCUGGAGGCUCGUCGUCAUAGCGGUAUUUGUCAUUUUCUUCCGCCGCAUCCCCAUCAUGAUGGCGCUGAAACCUUUCAUACCGGACAUCAAAACAUGGCGCGAAGCCUUGUUUGCCGGCCAUUUCGGCCCCAUCGGAGUCGGCGCGAUCUUCAUUGCUAUCCUUGCACGCGGAGAGCUCGAACACGACGAGCCGGUUCCUCUAGCGACUGUGCCGACCAACCCGGAGACCAGGCAUUACUACCUGUUCACACUCGUGUGGCCCAUAGUCACGUUUAUGGUCAUCUCGUCCAUCAUAGUCCACGGUUCAUCCGUGGCCGUCUUCACCCUAGGCAAGCGCAUCAACACCUUGAGCAUCACCAUGUCAUACACCACGGCUCCGGAAGACGGACCAUCUUGGAUGAACAGGCUGCCGAGGAUAUCGUCGCAGUCCAAGUCGCAGGCUAGGACAAUGUCCGACACCGAGGGCGACGAGCUCAAGAUGCCGGACCUACCUCCAGGGACCUUGCCUCCCAUCGGAUAUCCUGGCAACUUCCUGAGGCGUCAGAAGGAGGAGGAUCAGCCGAGCCGGCAGGGCAGCCGCACGUCAUCACUUGCAGCGCGCAGACGUAGGAAGAAGUGGGACGACGGCAUUGGUCCUGGUGGUCCCGUGACUCAGUCGGCCAUCUUCCCGCAACGACGAAGCCAAAGCGAACAGACAUCAACCACCCUGCGUGACAGCCACUCGCCACAUGACCCCGAGAAGGAGACACCAUCUGCGUCUCGAAGGGGCUCGACAAUGGAGGAUCCCGAGAAACGGGCUGCUGAAGAGAGAGCCGUGGGCGAGGCCGAGGAGGAGCUUGAGAGAGAGGCAGCCCAGGAAGCAGCAGAGAACCAGCGAUCGGGAGAGGCUGGUGGGUCUGCCCGCAUGCAGUCUGAGAUUGAGAUCUAUGAUGAAGGCGAUCACAUUAUCGUUGAGAACCGCGACGGAGACGUGAUUGCCGUCGAGGCACCGAUCGAGGAGGAGUACAAGGAGCACAAGGUGCAAGAUCUGAAAGAGAAACUGGAAAAGGAGGCGGGACCGUCCCAGUGGACCUACGACGGGCUGAAGAAGAGGCUCGGCCACUGGCGUGACGAGGAGGUACAGAAGCGGAAGGACAAGCAGAAGAACGAGCGCCGCCACGAGCCAGCUCGCGCGUACCAGUUCGGCAACACUAUCAUUGUUGAGGACGAGGACGGCGAGGUCGUCAAGAAGUAUGAGCUGCCGUCCCAGAGGGCAGAGGGCAGCGGCGCCAUGAGCCAGGGGCUCAAGUAUAUGGGCAUGGGCGGUCUGAUCAAGGGCACCCCCAAGCCAGAGGCAGCCGAAGCAGCCGGCGCCACGACGCCCGAAGCACCCCAAGGAGGCCGGGCUAGGUCAGACAGCAAGCCCGGCGUGAGCCGGCGGCCGACGUGGGUCGAGGCCCUCGGCGGGCGGGGCAACGAGGCGCAGAAGGAGAAGAAGAAGAACGUGGCGGAGCAGGAGCAGGAGGACGACCGGCACAUCCGGUUCACGAUCGACGGCGUGGGCCAGCGCAUGACCAAGGAGAACUUCAUCACGGAGAUGCGCAAGCUGGACAAGAGCACGCGCAAGGAGGUCAUCGAGCAGUCCACCGCCUCGGAGCGCGUCAAGACCCUCGCCAAGCAGGAGGCCAACACCCCAGCAGAGCCCAAGUCCGCCCGCGGCAAGGCCAUCAGCUCGCCGCAGCCCGUCGCCGGCCCCAGCUCCUCGGCGGCCCCGGGCAGCUCCUCCAAGCAGAAGGCGGCCGCCGCCGCCGCCGCGUCACCCGCCAUGGCCGGCGGGCUCGCCGAGGGCGACUCGGGCUCGUCGCGCUCGAGCUCGUCCAAGGCCAAGGGCCGCGCCUCGCCGCCCGGCUCUUCGUCGUCCGGCAACGUGUCGCCCGGGGACGACGGGCAGCAGCGGCGGCACAGCGAGGACGCGCCCUCGCACGACGAGCCCGAGACGGCCGUCGAGCGGCGCCGCAGGCUCGCGGUCCUCAAGGGCCUCGGCGGCGGUGACGGCGACGACGACGACGGAGAGGGCGACGCUGGUGAGACGCCCGCUGAGAGGCGGCGCAGGGAGGCGGCGCUCGGUGGCGAUGGGGAGGAGGAGGACAGCGAUGAUGACGACACGCCGCGGGUACCUCCUGCACGGCGAGGCAUCAGGUUUGCCGAGCCGGAGAGAGGGCGCAAGUAAGGCUGGUGCAAGUGAAAACAAACGACAACCAAAAAUGAGCGUGGGCAAACCCGCGGGGUGGUGUGCGCGCAUAUCCGAUCUGCCUCCCCCACCUCCCACCCCCAACCUUCUCCGGGUCUUUCUUGGGGGAUGCCUGUUAUUGUGUGUUUAAUGUCUUGGGCACCGGUCCCGAGGCUCGAUGUGUGCGCGCGUCGGGACUCCGUUCGGCCGGGCCUGUUCAUUGCAUAGCGACGGGGAUUCAGAACGGCUUGCUUUCUUCUCUAGAUGUCGACUGAGUACUUACUUCUUCGGCUGUAGCUAUAUCUCCUUUUUAUUAUAGGCAUGAGCUCGGGACGGGCACGAGUAUGGGUGUUUAUGAGACCCGUUUACGCAUAGUUAAUACAUUCAAAAUCUAGACUGUUG